Molecule: messenger RNA, 4788 nt
Organism: Bacillus rossius redtenbacheri
Lineage: Eukaryota; Metazoa; Arthropoda; Insecta; Phasmatodea; Bacillidae
Exons: 4
Coding region: 168-4775 (1535 amino acids)
Biological process (GO): axonemal central apparatus assembly; epithelial cilium movement involved in extracellular fluid movement
Cellular component (GO): axonemal central apparatus
Source: RefSeq, a predicted model, not a curated record
AUAUGUUUUUAAUUUUGUAUUUAUUUUGAAACAAUUUUUGUUGAACUUUACUUUUUUCUGGAUUAAGCUCCUCGCUCAUCUCGCCUAGAGUUUUCUGAGCAGGGGGCUAACCCAACCCCCUCCCAUUUUCACUACGUUCUUCGCCAUGCACCGUAAGACAAGUGGGCAUGGAACUACGCUUAUGGGAGGGCCGAUUCCGGUAUUUACUUCACACUGACAAAAUGUCGGACGUCAAGAAAGACUGCAUGGUAGUUGUACUGGUGGAGAGCCGUGCCGACGAGUCCCUUGCCGUACGCGGGAUCGAGGGAGGGCUGGCACAUGCGCCCAGCCAGCAGUUUCGGGGGUUAACGACGGCAGACAUCGUGGCCCUGGGAGCCUCCCGUACUGGGCGGAAAGACCCAGCUGUGGACGAAGCAACGAAAGCGCUGGCAGCUGGGAAGCAGCCCUCACCGGUCCUCCUGGCCAAACUGAUCAAGGCGUUCGUCCAGGACCUACUGGCGGGAACCAAAUCGAGAGAGAAAAUAUCAGCGUCGCAGAAGAAGCGAAGCACUAAACGAACCAAGAGUAACAAAAGCGAGUCAAAAAAAGACCUUCCAAAACCAAAAAAAGAAGUAGAUAGUAAUAUUUUCAUCAGGCCGGGCACCAAGCUGGAAAGAAGGAUAACUGGCUGGGACGAUGUGAAGGAAGUAAUAGACCCAUCACAUGACGUCAACAAGUUGUUUGUUGUUAUAACGGGACUGCACGAACCGCAGCUGCUGGUUAAUAUGGCACUCGAAGAAGUCCCAUUUCAUUGCUUUGUUAAGAUAUGUUUAGAGAAUGAUCAAGAUCUUGACAAUGGAUCUUCAUCAAUCAGUGAAGAUAAUGAUAACAUCUUGAAAUACUGGAAGACAUUUCACCAACUAUUGCAAGUAAAUGAUAACAUAGUUUUAAUGAAAGAUGUAGCAUUUGUAGAGUUUCGACCUAAUAUCAGCAUUCGAAAGCUCAAUGAUCCUGCACAAAAAUUCCACACGCAGAGAACUAUAUUUAACGAAUUUGUGGAUUUAAUGUAUUACAUUUCAGACUCAAGAUACCAACACAAACAUUAUGUAGACAAUAUCAUUGUGACAGCUGUGGAAGAAGUACCAGUAUUGAAUCUUGGAAACAUGCAUUUUUACAACUCUUUGGUUAAUAAGGUUCUGCCUGAGUGUGUUGAUGUUCCGUAUCUCUUGGACUGCAUGUUAAAGCAGGUGGAGCAAAUGUUAUCAGAAGAGGCUCAAAAUUCCGAAACUAAAGAUACAGUAACUGGAGGUAUAGAUUCAUCACUUGAAUCUGCUAUACAAAUCCUGAAUAAUGAAUAUGACAUAGUGAUGAAGUCUCCAAUAGCUGAUGAGUUGCAAACUUCAAUGACUGUUCUUAGUGAGGAGGAAGUUUCUAAUAAAUAUUCGGAGGCAAAUGCCCAGGUGAAACUCUCAGAUAUCCACAAAACAAAUCUUGUAUGCUUAUUUCAGGCAUGGGUUGAAAUGGCUACGGUCAUAAAUGAUAAUGAAAGUGAGACACCGAUGCAAUCUUUGUUUCAAGACAUGAGUUGCUCUUUGUUGAAUACCUUACUUCAAGAAAAUGCUUGUUCACAACCAAAACAAUAUAUCAAAUACUUGCCUAUAGUAUCAAGUGAUGUUAGCGAUUUAUCUAUUUACUCAAUAAAUUCAAAUUAUUUGAACAAUAAUGGAUCUCUGAUAGCAAAGCAACUGAAAUGUAAACUGUUCAGAUUGGAUGGGUUGUCUACAAUCUACAGUGACGACAAAUGGCCCGAAAGUUGCAUUUCUGCUGAAAUCAUGAACGCAGGUACGGCGUUAAAAGAAAUAUUGACUUCUAUUUGGGAUUUCAACUGCAUGGACAUCAGAAACAGUAAUCUUAGAAAAAUAUUGUGUGUUCGUUUUCAUUCAAACUACAACCAGAAACCAGUAUAUUCUCAAAAAUACCAUGUUUACCUACGCACACCUAUUUAUUUUAGAGACUUUUAUGAAUUUGUUCUGGACUACGAAUCUAACUGGUUCGAGGAGGAAGAGAAAAAACUUAAGGAAACUUUAAAAGGCAAAACUGUUCUUAAUUCUGAAGGGUUAAAGAUAAUCUCAGAAAUGGGGACAGAAUCCUUUUUAAACGGCAUUGCGCAGAGAUUAAUACUAAUCAACUCUUUAAAAUAUCAGAAAAUGCUUAACUUGGAUUCAGCUAGGAAUGCAGAUAUCGUUCCUUUAUCUGAAAACAAAAAGGUUUCCAAAACCAAAAAAAAAUCCAAGAAAGAUAAAUCUACUGGUUCAGAUACUGGUAAAAGCAAGGCCUCUGUUAAAAAAGCUAGUAAAAAAACUAGUAAAAAAACUUCUGAUAGUUCCAAGAAAGCUCUUACUUUCAGCACAGAACCACCAGUUUCAUUAAAUGAAAUAAAAAAUGAGUCGUUACUACAGGGAUAUAAUCUAGGGCCAAUGCGUGUGCAGCUUUCGGGGCAUGUUACAAGUUUUUCCAGCCCAAGUGGGGGUUCUGUCUAUGUUGAUACAAAAAUGUGGGCACAUCAAUCUAAGACAAUAAGACUAAAAAUCUCUGCGCAAGGUCAUAGCCUUUUAUUUCAUCACAUCAGUAAAAGUUCCGUACCAAUAAAUAAUUUUCACAUAAAUACUCGUUUAGGCGUAUGCAUCGCGUUUGAAAGAAAAGCCAAUAUCUCAUCACAUAUUUCAAUCUCAAAACAACCAGAAGAAGAAGAGGAACAAGUACCCAAUACUAAAAAGAAAAUCAACGAGCCAAAGAAAUCUGUUCCUAAAACAGCACAAAAGGGAAGUCGAGUAUCUUAUCCAGAAACUGAUACAAAUAAUCCUUCCGAAAUUAAACUACCCAAGACUCAAAAAGAAACACAUGAAUUGUCUGGGUAUAGAACUAAAAUGUCUUUACCAUCUGGUUUGGUUAUAGAGACUGUUGAAUUAUAUCAUCUACAUCAUUAUAUUAAGCAACAAUAUAUUAAUAUUAAUGAACGCAAUAAAUGUAAAGAAAAUUACAGAUGUUUUCUAGCCAAUGGUAAUGUACUGAAGUUUAUGAACGAUGGGACUAUUUUUGUUUUGUGUCCAGACAGCACUGUUUUUGAAUGCUUUCCUAUAAACAGUGAACCAGUACAGAAAAUAGUAACAAUUCAAGAUGAAGAGAAAAGGGAAUCCGUUAAACAAAAGGGAAGAAAAAAAAUAAUUGAGAAAAAAGGAGGUUCUAAAAGUUCGUCAAGAAAAUCGCUUCAGGAGGUGGCUGAAGCAAUAAUAGAAACCAAUUAUUCAAGUGAAAAAGAAAAGUUUAUGCAGGCAUUCAAGUGCUGUGUGUUAACAGCUGAUGGAAAACAUUUUACAUUAAAUAAUUCCAAUGCUUCCGAACGUCUGCCAGACGAAUUCAUUAGAACUAUCACAAAUCAUGUGACGGGAGAGAUUCUUAAGAGACGGCUCGAUGGAUCUACCCUUUUGUUAAAACCAGAUGGCACGUUGAUAACUACAUUUCCGGACGACACAAUUAUAACAACUCACGUAGGUGAAAGUGAAAUUGAAUUUUCUUACGACUUCGAAGAUAUUAUAUACUGUUCAACAUACAUUAUGCUUGAUACAACAACAACUAUGGAACAUCCACUAUAUGCUAGAGUGAAAUCAUCCAUGCAUGAUUUAAAUGUAGAAAUGCCAGAUGACACACACGUCAAAAUUUUACGGAAUGGAAUUUGCACAGUAUCAAUGAAACAUGAACUUUUGGUCAAGAUAGAAAAUGAAGCCGUAAGGUUCAUCCAUAAGACUGAUAAACAAGAACAUUUUGUAUCCAUUAUUUACAUGAAUGCAUGGAAAGAAGAUUCGUCCUUUGUUUUAAGUCACACUACAGACAUAUACGGCAAUGAGUUCGAAGUUAAGUGUGAUGGCACAACCACUUCUUCUAUUCAGACUGAAGGGUUUAAUACUUGUCGUUGUUUUACUAUUGCUAAUGAUAUGACAGUAACUGAACUACUCCCUGCCGCGGCAGUAGAUUUACACAUUGAAAAUAUUAUGAACAAGACCGAUUUUUCUGUAUUUUUGGAACCUAUAUCACUAACACCAUAUCAUUAUUACAUAGCCACACUGCAAAUUAUUAGUGAUAAACGACCAUGGGACAUGAUCUACGAGAGAGAUAUGGUUUUUCUUCAUAGAAAAAAUAAAACUGACGAGAAAAAAAGCAAAAAUAAUCUACCUCCUUGGUUACAGCCAGCAAAAAAAUUAAAAACUUCAUCAAAAACAGACUUUCUUCUCAAAAGUAAUCCUAAACAAAAAAUAAUUUUUCUUCUGAAAGUUUUAUUUCAACUGUCGAAUGCUGAAGUUAAGAGUAAAGAGCCUACAAAAAGUUGCGACUGUUUUACAUUUACACUUGAUAAUUGCAAAGUUCAUUUAUUUUCAGACAUUAUUCAGAAUCAUGUGAACCUUUUUUUAGAAGGGAAAUUCCCACAUUUGGGGGAAUUUUUGCAAGGAAUAACACACGAUUUGAAAAAAGAAAUUUUGCAACCAGAGUCACUGAAAAAUUGUUUCACAUUAAAAAACCAAACUACGAAAUUGGAAAGAAAAUUAAAGGAUGACAAAUUUGAACGUUAUAAAAACAUUUUGCGAACACGUGAAUUCGGCCGUUAUUUUGACACUGUACCUGGGAUUACAUUCCUCAACAUAAAUGAACUCAUAGAUCAAACAGUGAACUACUCUGAAACUAAAAAUCGCACCAAAAAAAAUUGUGCUGAUGUACUGUAUACUAUAGUUGAAGAAUUAUAAAAAGUAUUUAAAA